Messenger RNA from Drosophila subobscura, 9247 nucleotides. RefSeq names its product serine-rich adhesin for platelets. The record is from RefSeq and is a predicted model, not a curated record. NCBI's taxonomy places the organism in Eukaryota, Metazoa, Arthropoda, Insecta, Diptera, Drosophilidae. Gene Ontology annotation, cellular component: plasma membrane; apical junction complex. Bases 1016 to 8257 code for a protein of 2413 amino acids. The transcript has 9 exons. Gene Ontology annotation, biological process: cell-cell junction organization.
CAGACGCUGCUGCGAUCGGUCGGUUGUUCGAACGGUGUGGUUAGCGGUCGGUGUGUCGGUUGAGUGGAUCGUUUGUGUCGCGGGGCACCCUUACGUUUUAGCACUUUUACCGCUUAAACAGUGGCCCGUUACCACAUGUACUAAAAAAAGCACGAAGCACACGGCAGAAAAAUUGGCAACAAGAUUACAGAGCCCCGUUAGUACGGGAACCGCGUAGCGUAGCGACGACCCUCUAGUUUCCGGCGAUUGCCAUUCGACGACGACGUGCCGCUGUUUUGUUUUUUGUGUUAAGAGAAUCGCCUUAUCACACACGGCCCACGGCACCGCACCGCACCGCACGAUUAUUAUUUUGGUUUACUAUUAUAACAUUUUUCAGUGUGUUUUUUUCUGUGUGUUUUCCAUACACAGAAAAUGUGCACUCCACGAUAACCAUACCCAAUAUAAAAUAUAUACAAGUAUAUAUAUAUAUAACGACAUUUGACUCUCUUGGCUGUAAUUGCACAUUGAGCUAAAUACGAAAAUCAGUUAGUGCCUUGGUGUUAAAAACGUUUUAGGUUUUUAGCACAACGUUUAAGGGAUUACAACAAACGAACGAGCAGUUUCUCAACGACCACAGAUAUCGUUUUCGCUUAUCGAAAAUAGAACAAAAUUCUGUACUCGAAUGCUGCCACCGAAUUGCAGAAAUCGAAAACAACAAAGCAACGCAAAAGGCAACGCGAAUGGAAAUGGGAAGGUGCUAUUCAACAACAUCAACGCUCCAGAUGCACUCGCACUCACACUCACACUCACACUCCGAUUCACAUUCGCAUUCACUGAAGAGAAACUGACCAAAAGGCGAACAAGCGUCGAACGAGAGAAGCAGAAGCUACAGAAUAGAAGACGAACCGAUGUGAUACUUGGAACUAGAAACAACUAAAGCGUUGCAGUAAAAAACCUAUUGAAAUUCACAAAGACUUGAGUGCUAAAAAGACUUGCAAACCAAAAAGAACUCAGCAGAAGAAAACCCUCGGAAAACAUGGAGCACCUCGAUCUGGCGGGUUAUCUGAGUAAUGCACCCACAACGUGGAACAGUUUGGGCAACAGUUUCGAACAGCAAGAUGCCAUUUUCUUGUCGAACUCCCGGCAAAUGCUGGAGCCCAUCAUGGAGGAGACCAGCGAGGAUGAGGAGCAUGCACAAAACAGUUGGAAUGGCUACCACGAGCAGCAGCAGCAUCGGGGCUCCACUGGCAAUUGCGGGGGUGGUGGCUUCUGGAGCUCCACAGAGUCUGAAACCGGUUCCGUAAUACGCAUUGAAGUGUCAAAAGAUAUCGAUGCCAUUUCGGAGAGAGACUUUGCCUGCCCCCCGAAGCGUCCCAGACGCUGCCAGGAGCCCGAGCAGCCACACAGUCUGGAGGAUGGUGUGCAAAUGCGACUGCAUCGCCGCUACGAUGCCGAAUCGCACAACAGUUUGGAGCGAUUCCUGGCCCUGGAGGCCUGUGCCCGGGAUAGCUAUGGCAGUCAGGGCCAGAGGAGCAGCACGGGCAGUCGUCGUGGCGGAAUCUUUGAUGACUAUUACUCCGACAAUGAUUCGUUUCACUCGCUGUCGCGCAGCUCCUCGUUGGUGCAAUUUGAGUCGCUGGAGCGGCAGCUGACGCUGCAGGAACAACACCAGAGCAUGAACAGCCUGGGCAACAGUUCGCCCUCGCUCUUCAACUGCGACAUGGGAGGAGCCAGUGCCAGUGCCAGUGCCAGUGCCAGCGAUAGCAAUCCCGAGAGCAGGCGUGGAUCCGCCACCUCGCUGUCGCUGAUGAAGCGCUACGAAUCCAGCGACGGGCGACUGCAUCAGACGUACUUUGAGCUGAACAAACUGAACUUUGAGGAGCAGCAGCGGGAGCUGUUUGCAAAGAACCUCCUCCAGGCGGAAAUAAAAUCGGAUUCCGAGUCGAGCACCAGCUCCUCCAGCGACAGCAGCGGCCACAGCCUGCUGAGCUCCUGCCAGGGCAGCGGAGUGGCGAGUGGCAAGCAGGAUGGGGCCGCCUCGCGGCGUAUACCACUCAACUCGGCGGAGAAUCUCUCCGAGGAUUCCGGCUACUGUGAGCCGAGCACAUUGCGACGCGAGAAAUCUAAAUCCAUACCAAAGAAUUUCGACAAGCUGUGCGAGGAGGAGGAGGAGCUGCUGCUGGAGGAGUCUGCAACCGUCGUGCCACAUUCCAAAAACUCCAAUGGCGGACAUGAUUUGUGUCAGACGAAAAUAGAGCAGACGACGGAGACUACAGCAACGCCAGCAGUAGCAGCAUCGGCAUCGCCAUCGGCAUCGGCAGUAGCAAUGCCCAAGCCCAUGCCCAUGCCUCUCUCUCCGUCCGAGUCUAUUAAUAGCAGCACGGAGAGAGCAUCAUCAGCAUCAGCAUCAGCAUCGCCACUGCCAUCGCCCAGCGGAUCAUCGGCAGCCUCAUCGUCGUCCGCCGCCUCGUUCACUUGGCUGCGCAACAGUUUGCCCGACAUAUGCGAGCCGCGAGGUUCAUCGUCAUCGCCAACGUCCGCCAACAGUCGCCAGCGCCACAUCAACGCCGCCAUCGAUCCCUCGUUGCCGUCGUCGUCGUCAUCGUCGUCGUCGUCCAAGUGUUUCCCAGAGGAAAACGAUUUACACGGCUACGUGCUGGCCAGUAGCGGAAAUCCACGUUGCAGUGGGAGUAGCCGCAGCAGCAGCUCCUCCUCCUCCUCCUCCUCCUCAGACUGCUCCCCGGUCCUUGGGGCCACCUCCCUGCCCAACGAGCUGCAGCAAUUGGGACGCCGUCGAGCGCGUACGCGCCACAAUCGUCCAGCGCCACGGAACUGCCACAGCAACAGCAGCGGUGGCAAUAGCUCCAGCGAGGAAUACGACUUGGAGGAGGAAGAGCGUCGCGACGACUUCUUCCUGGACUUUUGCCAGCUGCCAAGAAUACGCAGGAGCUGCAGCUGGAACGUGGGCAACAGAGGACUCGGAGGAGGAGCCGCCUCUUCAGCUGCUGCAGCAUCCACCGGCGCGGGUUACAUGAAUGCCAGCUACCAGAAUCUAACACUUUUGGAUUACACGGACACGCAGCCUGAGGCGGAGGAUCUGCAGAGGAACUCUAAGCGAAGUCUAGCCACAGCGGAACCCCUGGAGGGCCAACCCCUGGCAAUGUCUGACAGGAGCAGUCAACCCUUGGAAAUGUCCAACCGGAGCAGUCUGUCCGGCGGGGACUACGAGCAGAUCAUCUGCAAAGGCAACUUUUUGUUGGAUGAAUUAAGCAAAAUCUACGACAAGAAUGUGUCCAUUCUGAAUGACAGACCAGCAACAGCAGGAGCAACAGCAGGAGCAACAGCAGGAGCAGUGGAUCAGGUGGAUUCCUGCCAAAAAUUUGAGGAGCCAGAGCAACCGCCACAGGUGCAGCAUGUCCAACUGACGAUAAGGAAGCCACCGCCACGCCAGAAGAGAGUCAGUGCAGAGGCCAAUCCCACGUCCACACCCACACAGAGACCCAAUCUGCCUCCCGCUGCUGUGCUGAGUUUUUCGAGUUUCGGCAAGACCUUCGAUCAGGAUCCCACAAAUCUGCGCACCUCCUAUGCCCAGUCGCUGGAGCAGUGCAACUUCGAUGCCCAGGAAGUGAGCCCCACGAAGGUGCCGCCCCCCAGGGCGCUGCCCAAGAGGCGCUUCCAGUCGCAAGCGGCGGCGGCCAAGCAAAAGAACCUCGUCAGCAGCACACCCAAUCUCUCGGCGUACGACAACAGCAACGGGGAGACGGAGGAUGACAUCUAUGUGAGCAGUGCCCAUACAUCAAUGCACCAGUUGCCACAGUCGACGAAUCAGCCCAAACCUUUGGGCAUACUCCUGCCUGCCGGCUCACGGAACUCGUUCAGCAAGGAGGUGAGCUUCUGUCCAGUAGUCAGCAAGUACUGCUGGCAGGAGCAGUCGUCGGAGGAGCCGCCGGAGGAUCCAGGACAGGGCAGCGACACUCCCGGCCACUCUGACGACGAUGAUGAGCUAAUGGAUAAUGUGGACGCCACUGUAAUGCACAAUACCAAAGAGAAUGAGAACAUAGCGGCGCGCUACAACCAAGAGCAGCAGAAAAGAGAAGCACAGCCGGACGAGAGCGUAGUGGUCGAAGUGAGCAUCGAGGUGGAAGAGCACGCAACAGCAGAAGAGAGGUUAGCCACGAUCGCAACCGCAGAGAGCGAGGCCGAAGAGAGCGAUGACAACAACGAAAACAUCGCAAACAUCGCAGCCGUAGCCGCUGCCGCUGCCGCUGGCGUAGCCGAACUCGAUUCGGAGCCCCGACACGAGCCCGUUUCAAGCACAGCAUUCAUUCUCGAACAAACACGCGGAGCGCAACCAUCGCAAUCGACACCGUUAUCGACAUCGCCAUCGCCAUCGCCUUCCCACUCUUUGCCAUUCUCCGCCAGUCGUGAUACCGCGCCCCCUCUGCGUCCCCUAAGCCUACAUCUACCGAUCCUUAGUGAACCGCCCACGAACCGCGCCCACCACAUACUCUACGCCUCCCAGCAGCUGCUGCAGCGCUACGACGAGGAGGAGCCACACGAGCGCGAGGAUCGCCGCCAAAUGGCACCCGCCGCCAGUGGUACAGUGGAGUCGCCCACACAGCAAAGGGGUGGAAAGUCGCCCGGAAAAACAGACGACAAGCACCCGAGCUCCAAGAGUUUCCUCUCCAGAUUCGCCAAUGGCCUGCGCUUCUCCUUGAGGCGCAAAAAGAAGCAGCAACUCGAACAGAAGCCUCCGCUCACAAAGGCAGCACCCGUGAAGGCCACCAAACAACAGAGCAAUGGAAAGUCAGCGGACUUUAUACACAUACCCCUGAAGCCGCCAAGGAGUGCAGCAUCCAACGCCCAGACGCUGGACGACAGCAAUGCCUCGGAGGCCAGUACAGCGAGUGUGCACAGUGGCUCGACUCUGGCUAAGACAUCCACAUUGCAAAAGGUGGUGACCGGUAAGCCACCGCUGCCCAAACAGCCACCCAGAUUGACGCAUGCGCCUCCGCCAAUGGUGCCACAAAUGGUAGCAAGUGCUACCCAUGCCUCGGAGGCUUUGUUGAGCGCCGAACGGGAACAGUAUCGCGAGUUUGCGGACCAGUUGUCGGCGGGCAUGCAAGCGGCGAGGAUGCGGGAGACCGAGUCGCCGUCGCGGGCCACCGUUGCCCAAAAGACGCAAAUGUUCAAUCAGCUGGUCGCUGGAGCCGGUGCCGGUGCCGUUGCCGGUGCAGGUUCCGGAAUGCGCCCAACAAUGGUCACUGCCGUACCCGUGCAAGUAUCCCCCGUAAUGGAUGAGGACGAUGGAUCCGGUAAAAUGGGUCUGAUUGAGACGAAUCUGGACACCCACGAGACGGUCAUCUCGGGCAAAACACGCUCCCUGAUGGACAUCACCUGCAAUCCACAGAGCCAGCCCCACAAGCGGUAUCUGGUGAAGCGUCUGAAUGUGACCAGUGCCGCCUACGAUGUGGAUGUGGACGAUGACCUUCUCGAUGGGGAUGUGGUAGUCAAUGGACACCGCAUCAAAUCCUCGCCAGCUGCAGGCGGUGUACAGAUAGCGUCCGUUAGGAGGCCGCACAAGAGCAUGGAGUUUCUGUUGGAUAAGGAGAAUCAAAGGAAUGUUUUGCCCCCUGAGAAUGAGCUACAGAAAUCGCACGAUCACAAUCCGGCCGCCCUGAGUGAGCAUCAGCUGCGUGUCCAGGCCUCGCUGCAGCGUUUGAAUAUACCCGAGUGGUUCCGUGCCUACAACCAGGCGGCCGAAGGUGCGGCUUCAGGGGGCACCGCGGCCUCUGGCGGCGGCUAUCGGCCGGGUAAUUUCACGCGUAAGCGCACCCAGGACUCGGGCCGCUGGCAGGGACUCAACUCGAAGACGACCUCGCUCAGUUCGCUUGGCUCGCACUCGCAGCGCUCCGAUCGCAGUCCUCUGCUGUUGAGUCCCUCGGCGCACAGCCACCAUGGCGGCCAGAGCAGCAGUGUGAGCGGCGGCUCCGCGGCGGGGGGAGCAGCGCAUGCCCAUGGCCAUCAGCAGGGACACGGACACGGACAGGCACAGGGACAGGGCGGAGUGGGGGCCACCAGGUGGUCCACCUCGCACCUGAACUCCACACAGACCUCGCCGAGCGUCUCGCAGCGUGGCAGCUUCGCCCGUGGGGCGCCCAUCAACAGCAGCUUCAUGUCGGUGGCCAGCAACAACAGCAGCGUCCUGAGGAACUCCUACCGCCAGCCGUAUCUCGGAUGGCGAAGCACGGAGAAGCUAUCCCAGCGGACGCCACACGAACGUCUCGCCAGCUCUCUGCUGGCACAACGCACAACCCCAUCACCCACGUCGGCGGCUCCAAAUGGCGGACGCACUCUGCAGGCGGUAACGCCAGAGAUCCAGAGCUCCAUCAAGGAGGUCACCUCGGCGAUUGUCCACUACGUGAAUGACCAGCAACUGUCCCAGCAGCAGCAGCAGAAUCGCAGCCGAUCCGCCAGUCCGAAUUCGAGAAAGUGCUGGCUUGAGAGCAGCUUUGUGGGCACACGACCAUUGGACUCGCCGCAGACACCCGUGAUUGACAGCAGCCCCCCCGCCACAGCCCAGCAGCAGCUGUACCAGCAGCAGUACCAGCAAUACCAGCAGCAGCAGCUCUAUCUGCACCAGCACUAUCCCCAUCUGGAUGCCACCUCGUCGUCGGUGGUAGCCGCUGGACAGCCGCCACUACGCAUGAACGGACUGAGCCGAAUCGGCGGCGGUGGCGCGCCCGAACGCUCCUUGAGCAGCGCAUCGCUAGAAGAUGUCCUUGCCUCGCUUCUAGGACUACCAACAGCCUCCUCGUCCCAGAACAGCCAGAACAGCCAGAACAGCAACAACAACCAUCAGAACCACAACAACAGAACACAAGCGAAUAACAAGGCACCCACGCAGACGACAGCGGGAGAUUCAGCUAGUCGCCAACAGCUGGAGGUGCUAUCGGCAGCCGAACAGCAGAGACUGCGGCGCCGCAGCGAGGGAGACGCCCCCAGCCAGAAGAAACAGCAGCAGACAGCACAGACCCAAGCACAGUCCCACAACCAAUCGCAAUCGCAGUCGGCCGGAGUUGGUUCAGCAGCAGGUGCAGGAUCAGCAGGAAUAGGAGCAGGAGCAGCAGCAGCAUCGGGACAUCAGCAAACAAAUGCCAGCAGCGGGAGCAGGCGCGUCUCGUUGGGCGACUCCGCGAACACGGACAAGGGCUGCGGAAGCGGAAGCGGGGGCCAGCUCAAUGGGGAGCCGGGACUGCAGAUCCGCUGCCGGAACACCAAAUGCGAGCAGAGCGCCACGCCCGCCGAUGCCAAGAAGCUGUACAAAUCAUGCCACAAUUGUUCCCAUCUAUACUGUUCACGUGAGUGUCGGCGCGCCCACUGGGAGAAGCAUCGGAAGGCGUGCCUGCACUCGCGUGCCUCCAACCUGUGCCGCCAGGUGCUAGCCACCUGCAAGGACGACCUCGACUCGCAGCGGCAUCUCAGUCUGCUGGCCCGCAAAGGCAGCAUCUCCCAGGGACGAGGCGUGGUGCGCGUCCUCUUUCGCAGCGCAGAGGCCGCCGAGGGAUUCAUCAAGAACGGCUUCCAGUGCAUGGGAGAGGCCUCCUACGUGCGCUGGCCUGACCUGAUGCCCGCCGAGAUGGGCCUUGAGCUGUAUUCGGAGCUACUGAAGCUGAGCACGGAGUACAAACCGGAGUCGAAGAUGCUGAUCUACGUGGCCAUCUGCGUGGUCUCCGAGGCGCCAGGAAUGGGACAGGCUCCCGUACGCUGGGAAAGGCAGCUAGUUUCGCGCUGUGCAAAGCUUAAGCUCUGCAAGAGUGUCCUGGCGGAGCUGGAGAUACAGCAGCAGGCGCUGCAACAGCCCCUGGCCGUGGUAGCCGUGCCAGAACGCACUGAAAUCCUUAUACUCACCUUCAACCCCGGCCUGAGGGCAGUGCCUGGGAGUCGCGAGCUCAUCCUGUCCAACAUCCUGGACAUUCUGUCACGCCGAGGAGUGCUGCUGCGUAAGCACUACCCGGAGAUCUAUCAGCGCCUACAGACCUACACCGAAGGCCAGACUGACAAGUUUCAUCCCGUGACGCUGCACCCGCGGGACUCGCAAACGGGCCAGAGCUUCGUCUGCAUCAUCAUGCCGGUGCAUACGGACAGCGAGUUUAUCAAGCUGCCCUCCGCAGCCGAUGGCGGCAAUCGGGUGACCACCAUCGAUGUCGGCUCGCCGGCAGCUCUCGCCCAGCUGGAUGAUGAUGAGCUGCUGACCCGCACCACGCCAGCAAGUUGAUUAAAGGCCAGCAGCAGCAUCGCCAGCAACAAGGGCAGCAACACGCCCAGGAGAACUGGAAGCGUGACGCCUCCACACGCUUCACUAUAUAGCGACGCCCUGGGAUGUGGCCUGGAGAGCACGCGAAUGUGAAGGUUGCUCCUUCCCUCGAUGGCUUACAAGCGGCUUCUAUGCAUUGUUCUCUAAACUCUAAACUCUAUACAAUAUACUUUCCCUCGAGGGCACUACAAUCUCAAUGGAGUUAUCCAAACAACUUAUAAUCCCAUCCCAAUCUGUCAUUCCAUCACAGCGCGAAACUAGCUUAGGACAUUCAUAUGUGUGUAGUAGUGCUGUAGUAGUGCCCUCGUCUAGUUAGUCGAGAUAUUCAGUUAUUCUUCGAGUAGUUAGCGGGCGUGUCUGUACGAUGGCAUAGCCAGAAUCUCCAUAUAUCAGUAGGGCCCUCCACUUGUUGUCUGAAACACCACAAAAAGCAUAUUCGUAUUCGUAUUCGUAUUCGUAUAAAUCCCCCAAUCAAAUCAUAAAUACCAGCAGCAAGUUGGCCAACCUUUUCAACUCUAUCUAUCGAUACCAAGCCAAGCUUUACAACAUACUAUCCACAUAAAUGAUACAUACAUCAUAUAUCUGAGCUUAUGGGAGCGACAUUCAGUUAUCUAUCGUUUGAGCCACUAACAAGGAGGUCUAAACCACACAUACAAUACAUUCAAAGGUAUAUCCUUCAGCUUCCAAUAAACAAAUUAAUAAACACUAAAUGUGACGUAAUUGAUCGCGAAUAGGAGGAGUAAGUAACCCGCAACAAAAAGAAGCAAAGGAUUUCCUACUAAGCUGCAGCGCAACCUCACUUUUUAUAAAGCAAUCCGAACGGAAUAUCACACUAACUAAAUAACUAUAGUUGUCGGACAUGUUCUAUGUAAUAAUUCAAUAAGAGCAACAAAGCUUGCUUAUGGCCUUAUUUAAAGUUUGUUAAACUUGUUCAGCCCCCCAAACAAAAAA